AUGGAACUCGAAGCCUUCAUAAAAUGGCCAGGCGCACCCUUAACAGAGGCACUUGUUCUCAGGGCGCUGAAUCGGCUAACACUUCAUCCGGUUCCGGUAUCUGCUCCCUCGUCCUCCGACAAACCACUACUGCAAUGGGCGACAUACGAUUGUCUCGAUCAUGACCUUACGCUUUCAAGGCCUUCUCUAAUCCUUUCCUCUUCAUUUACCAUACGAAAAGCUCUUAUAAGAAAGCACUUUCUCCAUCGGUGCAUCCUCGCAUAUACAACCAAAUAUCCGGAGUCACGUCUACUCCAAUACGUUCCGAGAACUUGGGAUAUCGAAAUAUCAUUUGCUGAUGAACUUGACGAGUUAUGGAGUGAUGAGCUCUGGGACUUAGCUGAGGAGCUUGAUAGCGGCUCUGAAAAAUGGUGGAUUCUGAAACCUGGAAUGUCUGACCGUGGGAUGGGGAUACGUCUAUUCAACUCUAAAGAUACACUGCAACGUAUAUUCGAAGAAUUUGAAGCGACUGAGGACGAGGACGAUGAAAGCGGCAAUGAAAAUGCUAACGAUGACACCAAUGUUGCGACGUCUCAACUGCGCCACUUUGUCAUUCAGGAGUACGUUUCCAAUCCGGUGCUCCUGGAUCCGAGGCAGUCGGCUACCAAUCCCGGAGAGGCGCUACCUUCGUUAAGGCAACUCGACGAGGGACGUAAGUUCCAUCUUCGAGCUUAUUGUGUAGCAUCCGGUGCACUUUCAGUCUAUCUCUACCCUCGAAUACUGGCAUUAUUCUCUUCGGAAGCGUAUGUGCAGCCUUCUAGCGCUUUCAAAACACUGAACGAUAUCGAUCUUCGUCCCCACCUAACGAAUACAUGCUUGCAAGGGAAAGCUGGAGAGACAAAUGUCCGUCUCUUGGACGAACUCGUUGGAUACAGAAUAUUAUCUGAAGACGACCCCGAUGAUCGGGAAUGCAUCACUGAACACGACAUAGCAUCGAUUACGAACCAGGUUGCAGAUGCUCUUUCCGAAACUUUCAAAGCUGCGUUACAGAUGCCAGUGCAUUUCCAGCCGCUUCCGAAUGCAUUUGAAUUGUACGGGGUAGAUCUCCUAGUGAGCCACGGUCCUUCCGACGGAACAAGCGGAAGAUUCCAAGUGAAAUUGCUAGAGUUUAAUUCAGAACCGGCGAUCGAGAUGACAGGCGCUAGGUUACGGUGGAUCCUCGAGGAUCUUUUCGAUCUCAUAGCGAAGACUUGCAUUCAUCCAUUCUUCAGUGGAGGAGAUAUGGUCGUCAUGGCCUCUAGUAAUGAAACUGAGGGCGGUUGCGCACUGCGACAAUGUUUAGACGUGAAACUACGAGGGUAA
Molecule: messenger RNA, 1341 nt
Organism: Fomitiporia mediterranea MF3/22
Lineage: Eukaryota; Fungi; Basidiomycota; Agaricomycetes; Hymenochaetales; Hymenochaetaceae
Product: tubulin-tyrosine ligase
Exons: 4
Coding region: 1-1341 (446 amino acids)
Biological process (GO): protein modification process
Cellular component (GO): P-body
Source: RefSeq, a predicted model, not a curated record